AUGUGCUGGCUCGAGGACAAUGUCGGGGCGACUUACGACCUGGUGAUCGAGAUCGGCGCCAAUGCCGGGCUCUACACCGUGUUCCUCGAUGCACUGAUGAAGGAUGCGCCGGCAUUGCCGGAAGGGAGGGAGCGCAGGAUCGUGGCGUUCGAACCCUCCGCUGAGGCCUACCGGCGGUUGCUCGCCAACCUCGCGGCCAACGGGACUCGUCACGUUGCGGCGUUUCAGGCGGCUGUGGGCGAGCAUUCGGGCCUGCAGCCUUUCUUCGAGCCCCGGCAGCAUCUAACCAACGGCUCGCUGCUGCGCGAAUUCUCGGAGAAUUUCACCGAUCGCAUCGACGAAACAAUCGCCGUCGUAGUGGCGGCGCCGGAACUGGCGCGCUGGCUUUCGCCGGCCGGACGGGCGCUCAUCAAGAUCGAUGCCGAAGGUUUCGAGCCGACGCUGCUGUCGGCGAUGGCGCCGCUCCUCGAUCGGCACCAUCCGGAUCUGUUGAUCGAGGUGCUUCCCUUCACGCUCGAUGCCCUCAAUGGGAUUCCGGCGCUGGCGGACUACGACAAGUACCUGUUGCUGCCCGAAGGGCCCGAAAAGACGAGUCUCGAAGCGGCCGUGAAGUCGGCGGGCUGCACCGGCGGCAAGAUGGAGUUCGACGAUGACAAGUCGCCGCCGCAUCCGUCGGGCAAGUUCGAAGUCGACGACGCGAUGUGCGGCAACCAGAAGCACGAUCUCGUCUUCGAUCACACCUUCAAGCUGAUCUCGAAGAAGGCCGAUUAG
Ostertagia ostertagi is the source of this 771-nucleotide messenger RNA. The record is from the annotation of a GenBank genome assembly. Lineage: Eukaryota; Metazoa; Nematoda; Chromadorea; Rhabditida; Trichostrongylidae.